AACUCGCCACAUAUUCUUACGUGACGAAACACUUGUAUUGGAAUCCGUCUGCGUCCCUGCCUUGUUCAUCAGUAUUUUUUUUCCCCAUUUAUCGAGCAUUCUUGCGCUUUUCCGCUAUCAGAACUUGAAUUUUGAGAUACCGAACUGAGCCAUCACAUAGCGGGUGUUCAACGUCAGUUAAUAAUAAAGAAACAAUAAAAAACUAGGAAGUUUGAACUAGUAUGUAGUGUGAAUUCCAGAUUCAGAGCAGUCCGAAGAAUAGAAGAAACCAGCAACACCGUGUUUUAUCAGUAUUUUGAUUAUAGGAAAAGAAGAAACAAUGAAUGCAAGACCGAAGUUAAUCGCCUUUGAUCUGGAUUAUACUCUCUGGCCCUUCUGGGUAGACACACAUGUGACACCUCCCUUUAAAAAGGACAAAAACGGGAAGGUUGUUGAUCGCUGGAAUAAAAAGGUUAAGCCUUAUAAAGAGGCAUCUGAGAUUUUACAGGAGCUUCAUGCAGAAGGCUAUGUCAUAGCUGUUGCAUCAAGGACUGGAGAAAUAAAUGGAGCUAAUCAGCUUCUGAACCUGUAUGACUGGGAUAAAUACAUUACCUAUAAGGAGAUAUACCCUGGCAGCAAAAUUAACCAUUUUGAAAGAAUUAAAGCAAAAUCAAGAAUAGAGUUCAGCGAUAUGCUCUUCUUUGAUGACGAAGCCAGGAACAAAAGGGAUUUGGAUACCAUUGGUGUACUUAUGAUCUUGAUUGAGGAUGGUGUCACCAGGAAUGUGAUCAGAGAAGGACUAGAGGAGUUUGCCCGACUGAGGCAGGACCCAGUCUGAAUCAGCUAAUCACAGCAGCAAUAUCUGAUGUAGUGAAUUUCAUUAUAUAUAUA
Molecule: messenger RNA, 870 nt
Organism: Penaeus chinensis
Lineage: Eukaryota; Metazoa; Arthropoda; Malacostraca; Decapoda; Penaeidae
Product: magnesium-dependent phosphatase 1-like
Exons: 4
Coding region: 320-817 (165 amino acids)
Molecular function (GO): acid phosphatase activity
Source: RefSeq, a predicted model, not a curated record